UAAACACAGCUAAAACAUGUGUUUAUUUAUUGUUUACAAAAACGUCAAAUAUCAAGUGGUCAAAAUUGCAUUUCUUUAACUAAAUUGUUUGUUUCUAUGUUAAAAGAAAUAUUUAAAAAUGCCUAAAAUUGUGGAAGUACGUCCUGAUCGUAAUCUAAUCCGAAACAAUUUCGAUGGCUACAAACUGUCGUUAGAUCCCGUACCUAUAUUACGCCAGGAAUUGACAUACCUUCCUUUCAAAGCUGAACCGAAUGAAGACCAGUAUUCCUUACUGCAUGCGGAGCUUUUCUCCAUGCAAAACUUGCUGCAAGCAGACCCUUGGGCUCGUACAAUUUCUUAUUACAUUACUCGCCAUGGAGAGGUUACGAGAGUUGCUUAUAAUGAAUCAACUGGACGCGGAGAACAAAUACAGAUCUUAUAUAGACUGAAUACCCAAUCUACACGUGUGAAAGGAGACUACAAUUAUUCCAUGCGUUUUAUAUCUGAAAAGUACUGCGUUAUAUGCGAUGGCCUUCAAAGUAUUUUUUUAUUCGACACCAAAGAUCGUCUUAAGGCAGCUGAUUGGAUAUUGAUUGCCGAAGCGAACCUGAGCAAUAAGACACACGGUGAUCGCCAUUUUAUGCUAUUUGAUAGCCGUUUAGAUAUUGUACAGGAGAAAAAGCAAAUUAGUAUGGCAAUUGGCAGAGUUAUGAGAAUCGAUAAGGGCCCUACAGGUGUAUCAAGUCAUUUCAUGCACUUGCACUGGGGGAGAUGGAUGCAAAGUGAGAAUUGGGAAUUUUCAAUAGUUGACACGCUUGAAGGUAAAGGAUCUUUGUAUUACUGUGCAUUUGAACCUCGUGCAGAAUCGCUGAUUAUUUGCUCGAACCAUGAAUACAAUUUUCGUUCUCAAAAAUCGUCUGAAAGUUGUCAAGUUAAUGUUGAAAAAAUGGAGCUGCACGACGAAAAUUAUGAAAUUGGCGGAUUCACAUGGUCACAAACGGACGAAGACAUUAUAAUAAAAUUUGACUUUAAGGAAGGAAAAGAAAGAACAGAUUACAACGUAAAAUACGUUGCCAACAAACUUACUGUAAAAGUAUGCGAAGAAAUGCUGCUUAAUAAUGAGCUGUACGAUAAGGUUGAUCCAGAUUUGACGACAUGGACUAUUGAAAACAAUUAUUUGCAAAUAACUUUAGUUAAGCAACAUCCAUCCCUGAACUGGUUAUCACUUCUCAGUAACAAUGCUGGACCUAAAGAAACAUUCGAUGACAAAAGGCAAUCCGAUUUACCUAUAGAGCAAAAGCCUAUUGCAAAUUUAGAAGCACCCAUAGAAGAUUGCGACUUUCCUAUGGGUACUAUCGACGAGGAAAUAAAAAUUGGUCGUUAUCAUUUGCCAACUAAAUCGGUUACACAUAAUGUUUUGUUCGGUUCAACACCGCCGAUCUUUUCCACUACUUUGCGUCCAGGUUUUCCUAACGCAUUGGCGAUACGACAAGAUGUGGACGCUGGGCUUUGGUUGCAGCAAUAUAAUCCAACCAAAUCUGAUGAUUGGUCCCUGCGACAUGAGGGCAACUUGCAUGCAUUUGGCUAUGUACAAGCGUCCAAGCAACAACGAAAAUUCGUUGAUUGCUCACCAGACUUAAAUUACGCUAUUAUUUGUGAAUCCCACCGUCAUGUUUUCCUCUACAAAUCCAAUUACGAUGGAGCAGAUGGACUGAGAAAUCGUAGUGGCCCGCAAGUUAGAAUAGGGAAGCAGCAUUUAAUAACACUAGAAGACGCUGGCGAAGUGCUAGGUUUAGCGACUGCUGAACAUGUAGUGACUAUACUAACUGAACGUUAUAUUUUACAUUUACAGUUAAGUUGAUUAAAGUAAAAUAUAUAAUUUAUAAUGCAAAAUAAAUUUUAUAUGAAACUUAAAAUUACUCCGUAUGUCUAGCAUUGCUUCCGUUUCGAUUAAAUAAUACUAUAUUAUUUUUUGGGUCCCUCAUAAAUUUUGAAGUUUGUUAUUGAUUAUCAAUUGAUUUUCUGUAUUAUUAUCAGUUUAUCAGCGGUACAUAUACGAAUACAGGGUGUAUGUUUCAAGAAUAAGCUAACAGUAUGGCAACGUUAUAAGAAUGCCGUUGAAAGUAAAAUGUCAGAAAUAUUUUUUUAUGUUUUUUGGCAGAAGCAGCAGUGUGCAAAAGCACCAAAGACAACGGGCAUGCGGUGGAAUUCGGUGGAAUUGGAAAUAAACCUUUGCGGUGGCUAUCACGGAAUUGCAUAAAUAGCGAGUCUAUCGAACAACGUGCUUCACAAACUUGAGAAUAUUAAACAAUUUGGAAGUGCGGAAAGUGUAUAGUUUUAGUUGCGCCCGGGAUAUAAAGAAACAGUUUUAAAAAGUAAAUGAAAAGGAGUGAAAAAUAUUCGUAGCAAAUAUAAAAUAAUUUUUUUUCUGAAAAGUGCAUCAGAGUAGCACCGCCAAUUAGUCAAUUCAUUGUGUGAACGUGUGGUUGAAGGAACCUUUUCGAUUUGUUGUGGACAAUCGUCUAUUGUAUUUGGCACGAACAAACCUUUCCUGCGGAGCCGACAGUAAAAUCUCGGCUGUGAACUUCUCAACUGUGUGAGAACCAUAUAGAAUUCUUGCCUGUGUGUAGAAGAGUGAGUGAGGUCAUUCAGUGGAUAUCUGUAAACGUAAAUUCCAAUAUAGGAAACUAGUGUGAGGAUUCUAUACGUCGUAUACACAAAAUUUAAACCGAUAGUCGGGCGCCGAUAGAAAAUAAAAGAUAGAAAUUCAAAAUUAGAAAAUCCGUGUAAAUAAUAAGCGACGAAUAAUAAUUUAUAUUAUCAGUUAAGGAGAAUAC
Messenger RNA from Zeugodacus cucurbitae (melon fly), 2816 nucleotides. Its product is annotated as nudC domain-containing protein 1. The record is from RefSeq and is a predicted model, not a curated record. The transcript is spliced from 4 exons. NCBI's taxonomy places the organism in Eukaryota, Metazoa, Arthropoda, Insecta, Diptera, Tephritidae. The coding region runs from base 119 to 1840 and encodes 573 amino acids.